Messenger RNA from Hibiscus syriacus, 636 nucleotides. RefSeq lists its product as uncharacterized. Bases 1 to 636 code for a protein of 211 amino acids. The record is from RefSeq and is a predicted model, not a curated record. The transcript has 3 exons. Gene Ontology annotation, molecular function: protein binding. Lineage: Eukaryota; Viridiplantae; Streptophyta; Magnoliopsida; Malvales; Malvaceae.
AUGGAUGAACGUUUCCGUGCAGAUGGAAAUAUAAGGUGUUUUCACGAGAUGAAGGCCGAAUGGGGCGUGCCUCAGCUGCUUUCGCUCGAUGUUUUCGAUGAUGUUUCCAAAGGAUAUCUGGUUGAUGACUGUUGCAUAUUUGGGGCUGAAGUUUUUGUCAUUAAACAUACUGGCAGAAUGGGGUGCCUCUCCAUGGUGAAGAAGCCACCUAAAAACGUUUACGCUUGGAGAAUCGAAAACUUGUCGGCAUUAUUGAAAUCAAAAUCGAGUAAAUUCUCAAAAGCUUUCACCGUACAAGGGAUUGUUUGGAAGUUACUCCUUACUCCAAAGGAAGAUUCGAUUUCGAAAGAGGUAGGACUUGAUGUCUAUCCGUGUAUCGCUGACAAUCGAUAUCUUACAUCUAAUCGAAAAGUACAUUCAGAGUGCGUAUUAAGGGUAAAGAAUCAGCUUGAUAUUAAGAACAGAGAGUAUACAGUUCGACACCGGUUCGGUUCUGGGCCUCAUCACGUAUAUGAUUGUUACACCAUGCUUUCAUCGAAGGAUCUCCGAGAUAGCUCAGCAGGCUCAGAGCUGAAAGAUGGAUCGACUCUGGAAGGAGAAACUGUUGUCAUGUGUACCACAAUGAGUUUCUCUUAA